CCCUAGCAUCUCACGUGUGGAGUGGAUGCGUACUGGCAUGUGUGUGCGCCCUCGCCAGGCCUCGCGUCCUAAAGCCCGUGUGACGGGCAUGCACCCCAGACGAAACUUCCGACGGCGCGGCGCCGGUUGCCGUGUAAUGCGGCGGCCAUGGCUCGACGCGGUCGCGGCGGUUCUCCUCGCGACUCUUCUUGCGUUUUAUGUCGUCUCUUCAGGUCACGCACGCGCUACUAGUACUUCGGAGCCUGGACGGCCACUUCGCCGCUUCGAGAAACCGAAAAGAAGAUGCAGGUCUCCGAAAGAGAUUCGCCAUCCACAACACUUUCAAUCGCCUUCCGCCUCGUUCGACGUCUUACCGAAUCCGCCGCUAACGAGUACAGGAGUACCCAGAACGAGAAGCAGCCGCAGCAGCGUCGGCAGCCGCAUAGCAGCCAAUCAGCCAUGCCACGAAAUCGAAUCCGGGAGUCCCGCAAUGCAGCGACUGGUGGACUCCUACUUGGCAUCGCGGCGCGCGGAAGGUCCGCUGGGCGCAGAAGCGCCUGGCGAGGGGGGCGCGCGCACGGAGGAGGCGAGCGUGGGGAACGGGCGGAGCUUUGGGGGCAGACGGCUGGCGGAGGUGGAGGAGACGCGCGUGGGGGGAAUGCGCCUUGGGAACGGGAGGCGGUUGGCGGAGGAGGUGGAGACGGGGGUGGCGGUGGUGGGGCGAGUAGAGGCUCUAGAGGAGGAGCUAGCGCGGGUGGAGGGGGGGGAGAAGGCGGAGUCGCGCAGCGCAAUGGCGUGCAGAGCGGUGAGGCAGCAGGGUUAACUGGUGGUACUGGUGGCAUGGAGAGCGUUGCAAUGGAUGGGAAGCAGAGCGCGGAUGCGGCAGCGGUUGCAGCGAUGCCGCCAGCAGCUCAUGUGGAAGCGCCAGUGGCCCAUGCCAUGGCCUCUGCCACGGCACCUGCCCCUGCGCCCACACCAGCGCCUGCAGCCGCAUCAGCAGCAGCAGCACCAGCAGCGGCGGCAGCAGAUUCAGAUGUGGCGCACCCUGGAAGAGCUGCUGCUGCUGCAGUGGAUGCACACGUUAGUGCAGCUGGCCUUAGCAGCAGCAGCGACUCAGCACUGCCACAAGCAGCAGCAGCAGCACUGUCAGUGCCGCCUGGCACCGCCCCUCCACUGCCAAUCAGACAAGACUGGGGUCGCAAUGUGUCCCUGCAGCAGAAGGAGGCGGAGGAACAUGCCAAGGUGGAGAGCGGUGCAUGCAGCGAGUUCAAGCUGGUGUACCGGGGCGGGUGGCGCGAGGGGCAGCUCACAUGGGCACCACAGCCCGACCGAUUCGUGCUCAUGGACUGCCACAAGCACCAGCUGAGCAACCGGGUGCGGUGCAUGCGGCACUCCAUGAUAGCAGCGGGCAUGCUCAACCGCACUCUGGUAGUCCCCAUGUGCGCGCGCGACGUGCCGCGCCACUAUGACCGCCACGCCUUCCUGCACCUCGCACACACCCAGCGCUGCUACGGCCCGCUCUCAGUUAUCUCCUGGGAUGGUGCUGGGGGCAACGGGACUCUCAGCAGCAGUAUGCAAACGGGCAAUGGCAGUGCCAGCAGCAGCAGCAGCAGCAGCAGCAUGGCAGUGAUAGACCAGGUCAUCUGCAUUCGAGAGCCCUGCUACAACCAACCAGGUUGGGGCUCCCCGGACCACCUCCCGGACCUCCCAGGCCUCUCCUACUCUCCCAAUCUCACCAUCACCACGGUCACCCUCCCUCCCGGCACCAUAGACACACGGGCAUUCACCAACCUCUCGUCGCUCAUUCCCCCCUCGGCGCGCAUCAUCCUGCUAGGGGAUCUCGCAGCUCUUAACCUGGAGGGGCCCCGGGGUAUGGACGUUCCUUUCUUCACCCGCCCCGGCUGCCCAAACACGCUUGCCAUCCACCCCCACCCGGCGAUCUUAGAAGCUGCGGACCGGUUCGUUUCGAGCGUGAUACUCCCUGGGAAGAAGCGGUGGUGGGAGCGGGAUGGGGAUAGCGGGGAAGGGAACACCGGGGAGAGCAAAACAACUGAAACUGCUAGUAGCCCGGGAAGCCUCGAUUCGAGCAGUGAAAGCAGCAGAGCGAGCAACAAGACGCUGUGGGCAGUAGGCAACAGUACAGAGGAGGAAUCAGUAGGUGUUGCGCGGUACAUAGCGGUGCACUGGAGGAGGACGGACCUGGUGCGGCUGUCCAAGGACCCCUGGGUGCACCUGCCAGUGGCGCGCGUGGGGAAGUGCCUGGUGCAGCGAAUGGCGCUGUCGGGCAACAUCACGAGGAUGUUCCUGGCUACAGACGCAGAGCAGGGAGAGGUGAAUGAGCUCGUACACUUCAUUAAAGAGUGGAUUCCAAGCUUUCAGCUUUUGAGACUGCCUGAAACGUUAGACUCCCAUCCAUGGGCGGACGUCAUCAAUCCGUUACAAUUUGAAGAUGCGGUAACAGUGCGAGCUACACUAGAUAAGGCCAUAUGUGCGAUGGCGGAUGUGUUUCAAGGAACGCAUGCAUCCUCCUUCUCAGAAGAUAUUAAGAGAAUUAGAGCGGGCUUGAGACUCUCGUCCUGCGAGGAUUCUCUCCUAUGUGAAGACAUGAUACAUUCUUGAAUCGUGAUUUGUGAAGUCGUUGAGAAUGUCAAACAUGUGUAUCUCCUAUGUUUGCAUAGACUGUAUAGGGCCACCUCUUAGAGGGUAGAACACUUAGGUAUAUUCACCUGUACUCUCCCUCUACUCAU
Closterium sp. NIES-67 is the source of this 2726-nucleotide messenger RNA. NCBI's taxonomy places the organism in Eukaryota, Viridiplantae, Streptophyta, Zygnematophyceae, Desmidiales, Closteriaceae. The record is from the annotation of a GenBank genome assembly.